Molecule: messenger RNA, 2819 nt
Organism: Cladophialophora immunda
Lineage: Eukaryota; Fungi; Ascomycota; Eurotiomycetes; Chaetothyriales; Herpotrichiellaceae
Exons: 7
Coding region: 74-2074 (666 amino acids)
Biological process (GO): regulation of DNA-templated transcription; DNA-templated transcription
Cellular component (GO): nucleus
Molecular function (GO): zinc ion binding; transcription cis-regulatory region binding; DNA-binding transcription factor activity, RNA polymerase II-specific
Source: RefSeq, a predicted model, not a curated record
CGCAGCGUUGUCAUCGGAUUGCGGCGACCGGGGAAGUCAAGAUGCGCGGUUGCAACUUCGCAAAGCCUCUCCGAUGAUGCCGGCCCAUCAGCAGGGUCCAGAAGUUUCCGUCGCAGCGGAAGACAACUCUCACGAACGGCCCGACAGUGUCGAGAGACAAACGCGUACCAAUGGCCUGAAGCCGAAAGCGUGCAACAAUUGCAGACAGCAGAAGUUGAGGUGUGAGUUAACGAAGCUCGACACUCCUUCGUCAAAUGCCUGUUCGCGCUGUCAAAGGCUGGAGCUGGACUGCAGAGUAGACGAUACGUUCAAGAGGACGCGGAAGCGGAAGAUAUCCGCCGAGUUGGAGCAAGAAAUAAACAAACUCAAGCGCCAGUUGUCCGUCUAUGAAGGCAAUGUUGUUACGGACUCGGCUGCCCCUGCUGUCCCAGACCCUGCAGCGCUCUCCCUUGCUGAAGGGGUCGGUCUUCAUGGCGACAAAGACAGAAGCGCAAACGAGGACCCCGAGGACUUAUCAGACCCUCUGACGAACCGGAUUUUCUCGACGACGGUACCUGGUGGAAUGUCUCCAGACUCUCCUGAUGGAUCGUGCUUGCCAGGAGCAACCACAAUCCCAAAGAGCGGUCUACUCGAUAGUGGUUCCACCAGCAGGGGAAAGGUGAUCGCGUCGCGGAAUUUACGCGACAUUGAACUCUCCUCAGAUGUGAUAAAUGACCUGUUCCGCAUUUAUUUCUCGCAUUACCAUGCAUAUCUACCAUUUCUUGACCCGGGAGUUUCUCCCGCCCAAUACUACGAUAAUUCGACUCUGCUAUUCUGGUCCAUAAUUUCCGUCGCAUCUCGUCGAUAUCAGUCAGACCCCACUCUCUUGACGAGGCUCGCUCGAGCGGUGACAGAUCUCUUGUGGAAGUCCCUGCAGACAAUUCCACAUUCCCUCGGUGUGAUCCAGAGCUUGGUCCUUCUAUGCACCUGGCCCUUCCCGACGAGCAGCAGCACAACUGACCCGACUUACAUGCUCUCGGGGAUGAUAAUACAGCUUAGCAUUCAGAUGGGCCUCCACCGGCCCAGAAGCCCGCUUGAUUUCACCAAGUUCCGCGUUAAGCUCAGUCCUCGCGAGAUUGAGGAGCGGCAACGGGCAUGGAUUGCUGGCAACGUCGUCACCCAAAGCAUAAGCUUUGGGGUCGGACUUCCCACUCCGGCGCAACUUUGUGACUGGUCGAUCGUCGCGUCUUCGCUCGAGGGUUCCUGGAUAGAUGAAGAUUUGCACGCUCAUUUGAGAUGUGCUUCGACGUGCAACAGGAUAUCCCAAGCACUCACCUCGAAUGCUUCGGACCCGACCGGGCUUUUAUCAACGCGGGAGAGGGUCCCUCUGUAUACGAUUUUCAAGCAGGAGAUCGUCGACCUGGAAAACAGCAGGGUCUGGACUACAGCCAACACCGCAUUCUACCUCCACGUUGUCAAGCUCCACCUCCACGCAUUCUAUCUUCUCGAUGACCCGCCAGCUCUAGGCUAUCUAGAACGUAUCAUAACGCUCUAUUCCACCGCGACAGCGAUGAUCGAACAUGUUCGUGACCGAGACAGCCAAUCCCACGGGUUCUUGCAAUUCUGUCCACUGUUCUGCUACGAAGCCUUCCUCUGCGCAGCCUUCAUUUUGCUCAAAGUUGUGAAGAACGAUUACUUUGCUGCGAUUAUUGACGCAGGUUUGGGGAAAAAGCUCAUCAAUUUUUCCGUCUCAGCACUGAGGAAAAUGUCAGUGGCCAAUAAUGACCUGCCAGGGAGACUCAGCGAUGUGCUCGCCUACCUCUGGACGCAUCCAAAUCCGUCUAUUCUUGGUGGCAGCGGUAUCGAUGGACUUCAGUUGAAGGUCAGAAGUCGAAUGAGUAUGAGCGUUGUAUACGACUCGCUGUGGAGAUGGCGGGAGCAGUUUCGUACCGAAGUCGAAAGCGCCGAGUCGCAAGAUCUCAACAAUGAUGCGGCUGCAACCGCCGGCCUCAGCGAAGGCUUUGACAACGCCUUUGACCUGACGGAGUUGAAUGGCAUAUACUUGGAUGAUCUUCAAAUGGACUGGUUUGCGUAGUCGUCGGCAAGACAUCGGGGUUCAGUGAAGUCGGCUGCUCAGUGCUCAUCAUACGUCCGCCAUCAGGCGGCCAAAUUGGCCCCCUACCAAACAAGUACGAUCGCCAAACACCGUUUGUUUGUACGAAAGUGCCACUUUCCGGAGAGUCUUCCUUUUACUACCAGCUGGGUACGUUGGUACCGGAUUAGGGGUGGUGUUGGUCUGCAUGGUAGGUUGGCUUUCCGUGUAGCAAAUGGAUUACAAUUGUGAUACUGGUCUAACUCGACAUAGACGUCACUAGAACUGCCUUGAAGCUGUAUAUAACAUAUCCAUUUGAGAGCUUAGCGUCACUCCAAAUGCGCCGUGGUCUUGGUUCGGACAGGCGCAUCACAGCCUCUGCCUGCCAGCAUGGCUAGAUCCUUAUCUACACUUUGCUGUAAAGACUGCCGCCUGCUGCAGCAUCGAUUGCGGUAGCUCGUUCCAGACCCACGAUAGAAAACAGCUUCUUUGGAGUGAAAUCACCAGGGACUCCGGUCCGCCCUGUCUUCUUGACACGCUCGAAAGCGUCACGCAUCGCAUAAUACGCAGGUGCAAUCGCGAGGAACGGGAAGAUGAUGAUGCGGAAUCCAAGCUCUUGCGCUUCUUCCGUCGUCCACGACGGCGUGGCCCCGUUCUCAACCAUGUUCAGGAGGACAGGUGUGGGCGCGAGAACCUGGCAUAUGGUCCUGGCUUCCUCCUUCGAAGUUAUGCCUUCAAGAAAUGCGAC